Blastomyces dermatitidis ER-3 is the source of this 2921-nucleotide messenger RNA. RefSeq names its product CMGC/CDK protein kinase. Gene Ontology annotation, biological process: protein phosphorylation. The transcript has 8 exons. Lineage: Eukaryota; Fungi; Ascomycota; Eurotiomycetes; Onygenales; Ajellomycetaceae. The coding region runs from base 732 to 2396 and encodes 554 amino acids. Gene Ontology annotation, molecular function: cyclin-dependent protein serine/threonine kinase activity; ATP binding. Gene Ontology annotation, cellular component: nucleus. The record is from RefSeq and is a predicted model, not a curated record.
AAAUGCAGGCAAAUUGCAAAUUCAAUUGUUAGGAGCAUACCUUCAACUGGGCUAUGAGGGACACGAUUGAACAUGCAACAGCGAGAUGAAUUCAAUUGCAGCGGGAGGAAUAACAAGCUCAUCAGAGCCGAGUCACAUGAUCGGUAUUUUCUGUUUCAGGCCUAGCGUGGAUUUUUCAACUGAAGCCGUCGCUUUUGCGCCGCAGCUUGGUAUGAACAUCAUCUUCCAGAGCCGGCAUCGCUGCUGUUCAACCACCAUUUGACGACCAGGAAUUAUAUUUUUUUAAACUUCUUAUACGGGCGAUAAUCUUGCGACAUAUGCUGAUAUCGCAGGAGUGAACGGAUAGAUGCUUGGAGCCGCCGUAUUCAAACGGGACCACUGGAGCGUCGCGUUUCUGCGCGAAUAUUAACUAUUUGGCUCAUUCCUUUUUCUAGCUAUACAAAAAGCUCUAUAUCGGACGUUCCGAACUUUCUACAGCCUUUUGGUCGAACCUUGGAUUAUCCUUCCUUCGUUAUCGAAGCCACGUCCCUAUCUUGGAUGCAGCACUGUGAAGAGAACCGAUGUACGCUCAGACUGCCGGCCACCGCAUAAUCGCGCCGACACCAUAAGGGUGCUCGUUUUUCUUGUCGAUGCUGUGUGGAAAGCCCUAAUGAAAACCUUUGCUUACUGGAGGUCCAAAUAUUAAAUAAGUCUCCCGAAUUGAGGGAAGGCUGGUCAAAAUUUCGACGAAGAUGGUCAUCCCCAACUCCUCACCUCAAUCCAGAAUUCCUUUGGAACGCGAUGACCACGGAAAUCCGCGAUUCCAUGGCUGCUCGAGUAUUAGAGAGUUUGAGUUUCUGGGGAAGCUUGGAGAGGGCACAUUCGGCGAGGUAUACAAGGCCCGCUCCAAACGGUCGGGUGCCAUAGUUGCAUUGAAGAAGAUCUUAAUGCACAAUGAGAAAGAUGGGUUUCCUAUAACAGCCCUGCGAGAAAUAAAACUUCUCAAGAUGCUUUCGCACCCGAAUGUUCUACAGCUCCAGGAAAUGGCGGUUGAGCGCCCUCGAGGGGAAGGAAGGAAAAAACCCAGCAUGUAUAUGGUCACUCCAUAUAUGGACCAUGAUCUUUCAGGCCUACUAGAAAAUCCUAGCGUCCACUUUACAGAACCUCAAAUCAAGUGUUAUAUGCUACAACUCUUAGAAGGCCUACGGUAUUUACAUGAGAAUAAAAUAUUACAUCGUGACAUGAAAGCUGCGAAUCUUCUAAUCAACAAUAAAGGAAUACUUCAAAUUGCAGACUUCGGUCUGGCUCGACCAUAUGACGAGCCACCACCACAACCUGGCAAAGGGGGCGGGGAAGCAGUGAGAGAGUACACGACGUUAGUUGUCACUCGAUGGUAUAGACCGCCAGAACUCCUACUUCACCUUCGGAAGUAUACUACUGCUAUCGAUAUGUGGGGUGUUGGCUGUGUCUUCGGAGAAAUGUUCAAGGGUAAACCGAUUCUCGCUGGGAGCAGUGACAUUAAUCAGGCCCAUCUCAUCUUCAACCUUGUCGGCACCCCAACAGAAGAAAACAUGCCAGGAUGGAGCUCAUUACCAGGGUGUGACGGCGUGAAGAAUUUCGGCACCAAGCAAGGCACCCUUGCCACUGUUUUUAAAGAGCAAGGACCAGGAGUUAUAUCUCUCCUAGGUGAAUUCCUUAAGUUGGAUUGGCGCAAGAGAAUCAAUGCUAUCGACGCCCUUCAGCACCCCUACUUUCGCACUCCCCCGUUCCCUGCUCGGCCUGGCGACCUACCAACAUUUGAAGAUUCACAUGAGCUCGACAGAAGGAAGUUCCGUGGCCAGAAGGCCGCACUACCUCCUGCCCCUGCAGGAGGCUCAGUAGGCAUGGGGCCCAACGGCGAAUGGACUUCUGGAUCAGGAUCUAGGCAAACUACCGAUCAGAGAUCGAGUCGGAUCCCGAAUGCAGCUCGUGGCCCUCCGGCAAAUGGAGCUCCCGUAGUCGGUCGUCGACCUUUCGACAGUCGCCUUCCUGACGUCUCGCACUCCCAGAGGAGACAGGGAUCGGCUGAACCGCGCGGGCAUCUUCCCGCUUGGCAACGGGAUUCUGCGCUACCUCCCAAACCCCCUGUAUCUUCCCAUCAGCCAUGGACAGGAGGCCAGAGCUGGCGGGGGGACAUUCGCUCCGAACCUAGACGAGACGGCCCGCCGCCUCGCCGGGAAGGCGGCUUGGAUUCAUAUGUCCCGACUUACGACGGGCCGUCUGAUCGUCUCAGAGACCGGGACGACGGUAGACGAGAUACUGCGGAACCGCGGGAUUAUGAUUGGGAUCGUUCGAGGAGACGGAGUCGAAGCCCGGAGCCGAGACAUAGGACUCGGUCCCGGGAAAGUAACCCAUACUACGAUCUUCACCGGCGAUGAUAUCUGUGGCCACCACUUCGGUGAACCACAGUAUCGUCCGGGGUAAGAAGUGUUAAAUAUUCUAUACUUUUUAGCGAAGCAUGCUACGUGGAACCGAAUCUAGCUGGAGGUAUACUUAACAAAGCCAUUUAUAUGAAAUAGGUCAUGGAAAGCGUGGCAAUUUAAUUAAAUCCGGUAGCAUGGGCGGCGUUAUUUGGCAGUUGUCCUUUGUUCUUACUGGUGGUUGGGUGGUGGGUGUUCUGGGCUUUGCGAUUGAGAGGGAACGCGGUGUAUUGAAAAAAUCACAUAUGAAUAGAAGUAUUUCCUCCUCAAAAAUUCGAAGGACUCCGUAGUCAAUGACUUAUUAUUACUUUUGUUUAUAAUGCAUGAGGUAGGGAAAUAUGCAUAUAUAUUAUUACUUCUAACGAACGAGUGAUUCGGAAAUAUCAUUGAUCAGACAUUCAUGGUGGACAGAGAACAGAUGGAAACAUGUAAAUUACCCGGCCCUAUCCCAAUGACAGACAGGUAAAUCUUCGUAUCCCGUCA